AUGGCUCCUGAUCGAUCAGCUCUCAUGGCGCGCAUGUCACCAUCCAUAUCUCAGAUCACGCCUCACUUGUACCUUGGAAACGCAUCAAGCUCCCUCAACUGCGAGGUUCUCAAAACCCACAACAUAACUGCCAUGGUUUCGCUACUAGAAAGACGAUAUGAAUGGUGGUCUAGACCAGAAAACCAGGCGGUGGUCCCCCAAGAGCGUCAUCUGUUUGUCCCUUGUCAGGACACCUCAACGAUGGAUAUACUAGCACAUUUAGGUGAUAUUUGCGAUUUUAUAGACGAGCAGCUCGGGUUGUCAGAUGAACUCGUUCCAACAACAGCCAAGGAUGGUACACCAGGGACAGCGUCUGGGGACACAAAAGGCGGGAAUGUCUUGGUUCACUGUGAACUGGGCAUAUCACGGUCCCCGGCCAUCGUGAUAGCAUAUCUCAUGAAAAGACAACGCAAGGGUCUGGACGCGGCAUUGUCGACAGUGAAUAGGGAGCGGGCUGUGAAGCCAUCAGAAAACUUCAGAGAACAGCUGGGGCUCUGGGAAACGACGGGGUUUCAGGUGUGGGAGGACAAGGAGCGAAGUGUGCCAAAUGCUGCGUAUCAGGAAUAUUUGGAUAAAAGGGCUGGCCAAGGAUGA
Molecule: messenger RNA, 633 nt
Organism: Pochonia chlamydosporia 170
Lineage: Eukaryota; Fungi; Ascomycota; Sordariomycetes; Hypocreales; Clavicipitaceae
Product: dual specificity phosphatase, catalytic domain
Exons: 1
Coding region: 1-633 (210 amino acids)
Biological process (GO): protein dephosphorylation
Molecular function (GO): protein tyrosine/serine/threonine phosphatase activity
Source: RefSeq, a predicted model, not a curated record